CUUAGCUGGGAUGUUCAGGAAACCGCAGGUCUCUUUUAUAGCUGGUGAGAAUGGGGAGCCAGGUUGGGUUUGACUGGGGUGCACAGGUGUCAGACCUUGAGUGACAGCUGGGGCUCUGGACCUCUAAUCUGUGGUUGCUGGGAAGUAGGGAAGGUUUGAAACAGAAGAGAAGGUGUUGUGUCGGAGAUUUUAACAAAUUCCCUUUGGCUGCAGAGGGGAAGACAGAUGGGCAGGGAGGGGAUUGUAAGUGAAAUGCUGGCGGCAGUCCAGGUAAGCGAUGUGGCAGCGGCUGCCCAGGACCGGUGGCCAUGCAUGUAGAGGAGCCGUUGGUUUCUGAAUGUGUGUUAAACAGCACUCCUCAUAUUUUGAGAUGUGGAGACUCGGGUUGAUGAGGAAGUGGGCUAGUGGGAAGAGUCAGGGAUGCCCCCAGCUUUUGGCCUUGUUAGGAAGGAUGGAUGCUUGAACUAAAACGGAGGAAGUCCGUGGUAGGAAUUUGCAAGGGGAACGUGAAGAGUCAGUUUCUGUCUGUCACAGAAGUCCCAGAAAUUCCAAGGAAAGGUGUCAGAGCCGUGUGGUCUUGGAGGACGUGGCCAUCUGUUUCUCCCAGGAAGAGUGGGGCCUCCUUGAUGAAGCUCAGCGUUUUCUGUACCACGCCGUGAUGCUGGAGACCUGUGCACUUCUGUCCUCCGUGGGUUGCUGGCACGGAGCCCAGGACGAGGAGUCCCCUUCAGAGCAAGGUGAUCCUAUAGGAGGGUCACAGGUCAGGACUUUAACUCCAGGCCCACCCACCCAGAAGUCCCAGCCCUGGGAGUUGUGUGGCCUACUCUGGAAAGACCUUUUGCGCUUGGCUGAACAUGGUGGAAUGAACCCUUACCAAGAGUUAUCUGUUUGUGGGGCAGACCUGCACCAGCACCAAAAGGAGCAGAUUGAAGACAGAUUUUCCAGAAGGGAUGAGGGGAGUCCUUCCUUUCCAGUGAACGACAGCGUUCGCGUGGCAGGGAGUAGCUUCACAUGCAGCAGAGGCCUUCUCCAGCACCUGACCCCUCACCAUGCGCUGAAACCAGACAGGGACACUGAGCAUGGGGAGACCUUUGAAGCUGGACAAAAUGAUUACAAGUGCACUGAGUGUGGGAAAGCCUUCAGCCAAAAACAGGUCCUUGCCAAUCACCAGAAGAUCCACACUGGAGUAAGACCUUAUGAAUGCAGCAAAUGUGGGAUGGCCUUCAUUAGAAAGUUUCACCUUGUUCAGCACCAGAAAAUUCACACCGGAGAAAGGCCUUUUAAGUGCAAUGAAUGUGGGAAACUCUUUAGGUACAACUCCACACUCAUUAGUCACCAGAGAGUUCACACUGGAUUAAGCCCUUAUGAGUGUAGCAAAUGUGGGGAGUUCUUUAAGUACAACGCCAACUUCGUGAAACAUCAGAGAAUCCACGAUGGAGAAAGGCCUUACGAAUGCAGAGAAUGUGGAAAAUUCUUUAGGUACAACUAUCGAUUGAUACGACAUGAGAGAGUUCAUACUGGAGAAAGGCCUUAUGAAUGCAGCGAAUGUGGGAAAUUUUUCAGGUACAGCUCCACAUUCAUUAGACACCAGAGAGUUCACACUGCAGAAAAGCCUUAUGAGUGCAGUGAAUGUGGAAAAUUCUUUAGGUACAAUUCCACACUCAUUAAACAUCAGAGAGUUCACACUGGAGAAAGGCCUUAUGAGUGCAGUGAGUGUGGGAAAUUCUUUAGGUAUACCUCCACACUCAUUAGACAUCAGAGAGUUCACACUGGAGAAAGGCCCUAUGAGUGCAGCUUAUGUGGCGAAUUCUUUAGGUACAAGUCCAAGCUCAUUAAGCAUUGGCAGAGUCACACUGGAGAGAGGCCUUAUGAGUGCAGCGAAUGCGGGAAAUCCUUUAGGUACCACUGCAGACUCAUUAGACAUAAGAGAGUUCACACCGGAGAAAGGCCUUAUGAGUGCAGUGUCUGCGGGAAAUUCUUCCGGUAUAACUCCAAUCUCAUUAAACAUUGGAGAAAUCACACUGGAGAGAGGCCUUACGAGUGCAGCGAAUGUGGGAAAGCCUUCAGCCACAAGCAUAUACUUGUCGAGCAUCAGAAAAUCCACACUGGGGAAAGGCCAUAUGAGUGCAGCAAAUGUCAGAAGGCCUUCAUUAGAAAGUCCCACCUCGUUCAUCACCAGAAAAUCCACAGUGAAAACAGGUCUGUGAGCACUUUAAAUAUGGGGAAAUCUUGAGAUACAACUUGAAGCCACUGACCAGAGAAUUCCAUUGGCAAACUCAGGAGUGCGGAGAAUAGAGUGAAGCUUUAGGCACAACUCUAAACUUAGUACCCAGAGGAGCGCCUUAUGAGGACAGCGGAUAUGCAGUAUGGUUUUGGUACAGCUUGCCACUCAUUAGGCAUCAAGAGGUCAUGGGAAGAAGACUUCUGAGGGCCGUCAGUGCGUAGCCUUAGCACAACUCCAGCCUCAUUACACAUCAGAGAAUUCACGAUGGAAAAAGACCCUAUUUGUGCAGCAGACAGAGGCCUUUGUUCAUCUCAAACUCCAACCUUGUUCCUCACCAAGAAGUUCACACUGCGCCAAAGAGCAUUGCAGAGGGGGAAAGACUUCAGCCAAAUAUCUGCUCUGACCUGUCCUGCUGAAAGACACUUCAUUUCACAUUUAUGUUGGGGCAAAGUGCAUGUAGCAGUUUACCCUGUCUUUGAAUCGCACAGUUUAGUAGUUUCAAAAAUUCACAUAUUUAUACAACUAAUUUCCAGAAUUCCCUUCAUCUGGCAAAACUGAAACUGUAUCCAUGGAGCAGCUCCUCCUUCCCCUCCUGACCACCCCCGGCGGCUGUGGUUUUACACCCCGUCUCUGUGAACUUGACUGCUCCAGAUACUAUAUGUCAGUGGAAUCAGACAGUAUUGGUCUUUUUGAGACUGGCUUGUUUUUCUUGGCUGGAUUUCUCCAUUUGUCCAGCAUUUCCUUCUCUGAGCAUUUCCUUCUGUUUUGAGAAGGGAUCAGAGUUAACAAACCUAAGAUACAGGGAAGGGUGUUGAUGGAGUCAGUACAACUUUGCCAGAUGUUAUAUGAUUUCCAGAGGAAGAGGAGAUCCAGAUUUUAUAUGGAAUCUUUAUUUCUAAACAGCUUUAUGGAGGUAUUGACAUAAACUACAUUUAUUAAAAGUGCAAACUAUAUAUAUUUUUUAAGAUUUUAUUUAUUUAUUUGACAGAGAGAUCACAAGUAGAUGGAGAGGCAGGCAGAGAGAGAGAGAAAGAGAGAGAAGCAGGCUCCCUGCUGAGCAGAGAGCCCGAUAUGGGACUCGAUCCCAGGACCCCGAGAUCAUGACCUGAGCCGAAGGCAGCGGCUUUAACCCACUGAGCCACCCAGGUGCCCCAAACUAUAUUUUCUUAUAUGUGUGCACAGUGGGAGCAUCACUGGAGUCACCAUGACUGAUCCAUAGGCCCUGUAGUUUCCAUUAGCCCCAUUUCUAUUCUCUCUCCCAGCCCUACCCACUUGCCAGCCCUGGGUGGCACUUCAGUUUGCAUUUGCUAGAAUUUUAUAUAAAGGGUAUCCAACAGUUAACUCCUAAAUAGCUGUUUUCACUAAGUGCAUAUAUGUAUUUUUAGUAUUAUCCAUGUUGUGUGUGCAAAAGUGUGGCAUUCAAUAACAAGCAAGGCUCUGUGGCAUAUGUUAGAGCCACAUUGUCUAUACAACAAAGGUGAUCAUCACUGAGUGAAAGAGUUGUUUAGAAUGGGAGGGUGAGGGGCGCCUGUGGGGCUCAAUCAUUCAGUGCUUGCCUUCCGCUCAGGUCAUGAUCCAAGGAUCCUGGGAUCGAGCCUUGCAUCAGGCUCCCUGCUCAGCAGGAAGCCUGCUUCUCCCUCUCCCACUCGUCCUGCUUGUAUUCCCUCUCUUGCUGUGUCUCUGUCAAAUAAAUAAAUAAAUCUUAAAAAAAAAAAAAUGGGAAAGUGAAGUUUAAAGUAAAUUUAAGUUCAGUUUCAUAUUAAUUCAUUUUCAAAAGUUUUUGAACCAUCUGAACCACCUUUCUAGAAAAUUCUUGUUUGGCCUUUUUUCUACCAGUGUUUUUAAGCUAUGUCUUUGUAUCAUAAAAAUUCUUACAGUAUUUAAAAAAAACAUUUGUUAUUGUAUAAAACACACAUAAAGUUUAUCAACUUGU
Mustela lutreola (European mink) is the source of this 4157-nucleotide messenger RNA. RefSeq names its product zinc finger protein 548-like. Lineage: Eukaryota; Metazoa; Chordata; Mammalia; Carnivora; Mustelidae. The transcript is spliced from 3 exons. Gene Ontology annotation, biological process: regulation of DNA-templated transcription. Bases 659 to 2233 code for a protein of 524 amino acids. The record is from RefSeq and is a predicted model, not a curated record.